Molecule: messenger RNA, 1882 nt
Organism: Bactrocera dorsalis (oriental fruit fly)
Lineage: Eukaryota; Metazoa; Arthropoda; Insecta; Diptera; Tephritidae
Exons: 4
Coding region: 3-1703 (566 amino acids)
Molecular function (GO): protein binding
Source: RefSeq, a predicted model, not a curated record
ACAUGCGUUACUCCCACUGGAAUCCGAAGUUUAUUCGCGGAAAUAAGCAUUUGAUCAAAUUUUCGUCAAUAUCGAAUGCAGAAAGUAAGCCAUUUCAAUUCGAAACUCAUUUGACUGUGCGAAGCGAGAAAACAUACAAUAAAACGGAUUUACCCAUCGAAUUCAAAGUCUCGCCGGAAAGUUUAUUACACUUAGCCGCCAGAGUUGUAGAUGCCUUGCCAUUACCAGACGUCUAUCGAUGGACUAAUGGGGAUGUUUGUAAUUGGUUAAAGCGCUUUGGCUAUCCACAUUACGAGCACACUUUUCGCACUAACUUAAUCACAGGACGGAAGCUUCUGUUAAUCGACGCCAAUGCAUUAUGUGCAAUGAACAUACAAAAUUUCAGCGAUAUCAAACGAUUAGCAAAGGGUAUACGUCAACUAUUCUAUUUCGAAAUGAUUAAAUUUAUGCGAAGUAUAUCAUUGCCGCCACAACAUCAUUACGAGCUCUACAAACUCUUUCAGACGAAGAGUGGUUACGCGCAUAUAAAACGCUCCGAUCUCUGGUGCCAAUUAAAAUUGUUGCGAGAAAAAUCAAAAUAUCCGUGCCACUGGGAUAUAAUCGAACACUGGCUGUCACGGGAGACGAGAGAUAGAGAAUUGUUUGGUGCCCUGAUGCGGGUAUUAUAUGGAGCUUCCGAUGAAAAGUUCGUGCAAUCGAAUGAGAAUCUAUUCGACGGAAUACCUAUACGUUCUAAAGUAGACAAAUAUGAAUAUGGUGAUGUAUCAUUUCUCCGAAUGGAAGGCGAAACUUUCAACAAAAACUCAUUACCCAUCGUUUUUCGAGUUUCGCCCGAUACUUUGCUCAAUCUAACAUCGAAUUUGGUAGAUAAAUUGCCAUUACCGUCGGUGUAUGAGUGGACAAUUGAGGAUGUCUGUAGGUGGAUAAGAAAAUAUGGCUACCCGCAUUAUCAGAAUACCUUUCGUGUCAACCUUGUUUCGGGCCGCAAACUAUUGCUAAUUGAUGCGAAUGCACUCGCAGCGAUGAAUAUAAAAAACUUCAACGAUAUCAAGCAUAUAGCUUACGGCAUUCGACAACUGUUCCACUUUGAGAUGACGAAAUUUAUGCGCAGUAUCGCAUUACCGUCACAAUACUACUACGAGUUAUACAAACUCUUUCGCAAAAAGACCGGCCGCACUUACGAUAUAACCAAACGCACCGAAUUAUGGCGUCGCAUGCAAUUGAUACGUGAGAGUAAGCCAUAUCUCUCACAUUGGGAAACACUGGAACAAUGGCUAACGCAUACUCAUGAACCCGAAAGUGCCGAGAUCAUUGCCGGUACACCACACUACCGACUCUAUGAAUGCAAGACGGCCAAAAGCACAACAAAACAUUUCCCACCAAAGAAAGGAACAAUCAUAUGCACUUGUAUGCCACCAUGCUUUUGCCAUCACAAGGAAACAUAUUUCCAACCACCCACAGUAUUCACAUUACUUAAGUCCACACGUGCUCCAGAUGUUAAUUAUGUUUGUCAUAAGAAAUUUUGUGGAGAUCGUAUGCCACCAUGCACUUGUCACUGGAAAUCUGCGAAUUUCAAAUUUGAACAGAUAUUAACCUGUUUGCGUCGAGAAUUACCCCUUCGAUAUGGCCCGGACCAUAGACGUCAAACUCAGAUGCACUCGUUCAUGAAUGAAAGUUUGCUCAGCCGUACGACCCUAAUAUAAAGAAUAUCUUAAUAGCAGCGUCGCUGAAGAAAUGUUGUUUAUAUAUGUACAUACAUAUAUAAACUAUUAUAGAUUUUGCAAUGCAAAUGAAUGUCGACUAAACAUAGUUCUGCAUAUUGUAUAUUAUGCAAUCAAUUGAACAAGUUUUAUAUGAAUAAAUCUAAAUAUACUCGUAUAUG